This is a messenger RNA of Xyrichtys novacula (pearly razorfish), 19865 nucleotides long. Lineage: Eukaryota; Metazoa; Chordata; Actinopteri; Labriformes; Labridae. The record is from the annotation of a GenBank genome assembly.
CUGUGCCUUUGCUUUAACUCUCUGGCCUGGCUGCGAGUCAGCACACUGGAAUUUCAAAUGUGCCUUUCCUCUCAUAUCGACUGCCCAUAGUGAAACUUCAGGAGGACAGGCAUCACAUGACAAGAGCAGCAGUGACAGUGUGUCUCUGUGUGGCGACACUUCAGACAGCCCAAGGCGAUGAGGGCAUCGUUUGAUUCAGAGACAGGAAUGGCCUUCUGGGCGCUUGAUUACCAGGACCCCAGGAGCUUUCAUGUGGUCAGCAUUCUGCGAGGGAAGGGUCACUGUUAUCGAUUAAAUUAUCUGAGUCAGUUAAAGGCAGAAACAGGGUGCAUUCAUGUUCCCAGCUGAAGGCCUGACUCUUUGGAAAUGGUCUAAUCCAUCUUCCUGGGAAAUGAGAGGAUAGGAACAAUUAUCUGCAAAGCAACAUGUCCACUUCAAAAGAGGCGCACCCACGGCUCACUGCAACCUCCAGUUCAUCUUCCUGGAAUGUGAAAAAAAGUUAUGAAGCAGUGUUUGACUUUUGAUUGAAGUGAGUAGGUUUAGGAUGCAGAUCAGAGCUGCAGGAUGUUCACUGUAUAUGUAGAUGGAGUAUUGCUUGAACAAUGGUUUCAAUCGGUGGUUCUCAACUGGUCUCACUCUGGGACCCACAUUUCCCCAUGGUCUUUAAGUCGUGACCCACUUUUAUAGAAUUCAAACCAAGCAAAUUUAUUUUUUAUAUAUAAAAAAAACCUUUAAAGACUCUAAUCUUUAACAUAAAUCCACUUGUUUUAUUGGGUAAAGUGCAUUUCAGAGCACAUGAAGGGGACAACAUGAGGACGGCAACUACUGCAGUUUCAUAUACGGAAAAUAUCAAAUAUCUAAUAAAUAUCACAUUAAAUAUUUACUUUUUUGGACCAGCUGUUUGUGACCCAUCCAGAAUGUAUCUGUGACCCACUUAUGGGUCGGGACCCACCAGUUGAGAACCACUGGCUUAAAUGAUUUCAGUUGCUUUAUUCCACUUGAUCAGAACUACUUAAGUAAAGAACUAAACAUCGAAAGCAACACAUGUCCUUGUACCCUUGACCAAAACUGUUAUCGUGCUUUCUUUUAACAGUCUGUUUUUCUUCCUGGCCUUGUUUGCUAUUGUUGCUUUUAAGAGAGGUGUCACUUUAAAUUUCAGUCUGUUACACGACCACUUGAAAACUCCUCAGAAGAGCUUUCAGUCGAGCUUGUAAAUCAGCUGUCCUGCUGCCAACAUCUUCUGUUAGUUUUAAAAUGUUCCCCUCUUCAAAAUAAGGUUAAAGUUUAAAAUAUUGUGAUGCAAAUGCAUUAUGGGGUAUGUAUAGGUAUUAAACAGCAUCUAUUUGUUCACUUUUGGUGACAAACAGUUUCUGGUCAAAAGUAUUUUAUUCUCUGCUGAACAUAAGAGUUUGAUACUAGGUUGGACAAAAGCCUUUGAUCCCAAUUUCUUAAUUUCUGGCCUUGUAUCUGUUAUAAAGCCCACCCUUAAUUGUAAACAUAUGACCAGGAAGUUUAUUUUAGUUGAUUUGGAAAGUGUUGAAAUAAAACUUUCCAGUUAUGUACUCAUCUCUACAAGUGCUUGUCCUUAUCAAGGAUUUCGUCAAGAAAAGGAAAAAAAAAAAAAAAAACCUGUUCGGAAACGACUCUUAAUGAAAAGAAAUUUCCAGAAAAUCCAUCAUCCACGUCGUUCUAAAACAUGUUGGUAAUAAAAUUAAGACCAGUCAUCUGCACUUAGAAUCAAAACAACUCCCAACGAAUGUGUUUUUCUUCUGACGUCCAACAGGCUCAUUUUCUGGAACCGGACCUGUUUCCUCCUGGCCCGACGCAUUUAUGGUUAGCCACCUGCCUUAUGAACCGCGUCAUCAGGCCGCCAGCUCACAUCUGUGGGCCACAGAGGUACUGAUCUGCUAAAGAGGGGAGAGACAGACAGACAGACUCUUGGAUCAUUUGUUUAUCAUCUAGCAUGGGUGUAGUCCAUAUGCAUGUUCUGUGUGAGUCACAUCAAAGUCAGCGGGACAGCCUUUCGCUGAGCUCCACCACACCAACAGAGUGUGAUUUACGGACAUGUUGCUGGGUCUCAACUGUGGGGAACCCCAUUCUGCACAGAACAUAAACACCCACGUUUCUGAACAACCCCGAAUCAAAGGCAGACUCGGGGUGGGCUGACUGAUGUGUUGUGCUGAUGCAUGGCUGCGGGUGGUCAACCAGGAGGGUGAAACCGGACUGUGUGAUCCAUUAAUAAGAACCAGUCUCUCUGUGCCACAGCGAAACUGCUCCUCACCGUCUUCAGUUACAGAAAAAGGAUCAACCCUCAAUCACUUGAACCCCAGGAAUUUAACGUUUUGUAGGUGGGUCUUCACACAGCAGUCAAGACUACUGCUUAAACUCAUCUCUAAUUAAUUAUAUACACAACGUCAUCACCCUCUGAUGAAAGCAGCAUUGUAUAAACUACAAUGUGAGCUCAAUCAGAUAACAAGAAAUUGAAGAAAAACAAGAUCAAAAAGAACCUAUAUAUCUCUUUUGCUUUUCCUAGCCUGAGGGCCAGACUGACUUGACCAAGAAAACCAUGUGCACAAUCCAAACAAGAGAAAAAAGGCACAAUAAGGAAGUAGAAAUGAUUUAAUAAAGUGGAUUUUUCUCCAGCUGCAAGUCCUUAUCUGUGGACAAAGAGGAUCACCAGAGAAACGUUUGGGAGAUGAUCACUAAAAACCAUGUAAACCCACUUUACCAAAUUGCCAGAAUGUUUUGAUGUAUGAAAUCAAAGUAUUAGUCAUUGAAGAUUAGUCUCUUGAGCAACCAGAUCUCUCAGGGAAAAAGAGACAACCUCGGAGAUUUGUUACCAUCCCAACAAGAGAGUCCUCAUCCAGUCUUGAGGUUCAUUCAGUUGGGUUGUUUUUUGAUGUUUUUGAAAAGACUCGAUUGACGACACAUUGACCGCACACAAAGAUGUUUCGUGAAACUUUUAAUUUGAAAACCUUUACAAAUAUUCAUUUUCUAUCGCACUCUAUAGUUUCUUGGCUGCCCUGGGGCGGUGCAACAAAUAGACCAAAAAUUAUCUUCUUUAAACAUAACAAAUUAACAAUCAAGUAACAAAAAACAUUUGGAAGUACCUUUUUAUUUAUCUAUGAAUAAUAUCUGUGCUUAAAUGAGUAUUUGGGAUGUUCUAUAUCAACCAAUUUUCUGUUGUAGUUUUUUUUAACUAAAAUCAAAAUUCUAACUACCUCAGUCUGUACAGUACUCAAGCAUGUUUAACCCCGAAUGACCAAUCAAGUCCAGUUUGCUAGCACGAUGUCAGAGCUUUGUACCUUGCUAGCACGGUUCUUCUUUCACCCUUGCAUGAGUGGAAGAGGUGGACUUCAGCAAAGCAUGAUUGCUCAUACAUGCACACAAGCAUGGCACAUGGAAGCAUCAGAUUAUUUUUUUUUUGCCUUAAAGCGUGGCUAGCAUUAGCAGAGCUAGAACCACCGCCCUUGAGUCCUCGUUUUAGCUUAACACCCACAUGCCAGUGCUGGUUACAUAUUGCUUCCGUCAAGUGGUUGUUUAACCAGACACAGCCAAUGUAUGUCAACAAUGUUAGCUCUGUUUUCUAUGUUGCAGAUAAAAUUAUUGCCAAACCACUGGGCUAAUUUACUUCCAGGUAGUGUAGAGUGAUUAUAUUCUGACUUCCCAAAAAGAGGUCACAACUACACGGGGUGGAGUCACAGAGUCGCAAGAAGUUUAUUUUGAGAGUUUUUCCGGUUGGAUCGAGUGUCUUUUACGCGCUUCUAACUCAGUAAGUCCAUGUGACACAAAAUCAAAACUUACGUACAAAACCGCAGAAAUUUGAAGGAUUUUAUAAACUUCCCUGGACAAAGCCGGACAGCCCCCCAAAAAGAGGACAUGUCCGGGUAAAAAGGAAGUAUGGUCACCCUAACGUAGUAGAGCAUUAUGUUAGUGUGGCAGUGACCUACAACCUGAGCUACAGCCCCAGCUGGUGGCUAACGGCGGCAAUAUAGACACAAUAUUUCCCUGGAAUUUCAGGCCUACAGUGAUAGAAAUACUGAGUUCAACUGACUAGUAGUCCUACCUAGGGACACCCAACAUGCGUAUUCUUCAAGCGGUAACAUAGCUUUUUACAUUUGAGUCCUGACAAAAUGAAUCACAGUAUCAAACUUGCUGGCUUCAAAACCAAAACAAUGAGCUGAAAGAUGUUAAAAUUCUCUACAGAUGGAAGGGGAACCAUAAGGUGAUGAUAUGUUGUCUUAUUUCACAGAAUCAUGUCAACUAUUGCUGACAGAGAAAACAUGGAUGAAAGCAGUCUGAUUCUCUCAUGUGUUACUCAAUAAUCAAACACAACCCUAAGGCUUUGACCUUUCUUAAACUGUAUUUAUACUACUCGUCCCAAGCUCUUGGCCACGUCAGCAAGAAAGAGAGAGAGAGACUGUGGCGCCUGGCAGAUGACCACCUGUGUCUCAUGACUGUCUCUGUGAGCAUUAACAUAACUAUUAUUCCACUGAGGAGGACCUUUUCCAGUUAUGAUUCACCUGCAAGUGAUGCCAAGGUUUUCCAGCCAGCAUCAGAGGAAUCUACCUGCCAUGAUACGACUUAAAUCAUCACUCAAAACAGAUUGCACACAGACAAUACUGUGGUUUCUCUCCAUUGUCGGGUGAUUUUGAUAUCAUCUUACAGACAGUUUGGACAUUUUGCUUAUCGGGCUGUGCAUGGGUUAUGUCAUCAGUGUGGUAACAAUGCAAAAUAGUGUCCCUAUGUGACUGUUGUGUGGAGGCUGCAGUCAUGAUAGCAUGUAAGAGCACAAGAUGAUCCUACAAUAAACUCUUUCCAACCGCGUGAGCCAAGAAAACAAUCACAGAUCUUGGCCAAGGUGCUCCUCUCUGUACUUCUGUGAAGCCAAGCUGUGAAGACACUGAGCCUGUUUCCUGUCUUGUUUCUCUAAAACUAAUUGGUGACAUCCUUCGAGGCAUUUUAAUCCUAAGGUUACAAGGACUAUCACAGCAGGAGGAGGAAAUUCACAAAACUAUGUCGAACAAAUCAGCGUAAAAUGUAAAAAGUUUAUGGCAUACACCGGAGGCUUUGGUGUCCAAAAAAUCAGACCAACCUCCUCCAACAGGAUACUUUACCAGUGUUACUCAGGCCUGUCUUGCUCCAUCUGCUUUUUUUCUUCAAGAAGUCUUCGCAGUUAUCAGCAGCAAGGCAUCAACAUGCUGCUUUUUGUCCUCCAGGGUUUCAGCAGUAUGUCAUUUUAAGUGACUCCUUUUUUUCUGCUCACAUGUUUUAAAAAUGAUUAAUGUGUUUGAAAUGCCAUAGAUACUCCAAACCAGGCCUGCUCUGGUCCCCUCUGGUCCAAUUUGAGCCACUUUUGAGGGACUUUUUCUGAUGUUUAAUCAGCAGCAUCGAAAACACUGAAGUCCAGCUGGAAAAUUUAUGGAAUAAAUCAAACUGUUUUCUAUGAGGCAUCGCUUUUUGUUUUGCUUGGUUAUUUGAACAUAAUCUUUCAUUUAUCCAACAGAGCAAGUCACUUAAAUCUCAUCAAAUGCACUGGUUUAUUUUGUGGAGUGCAAUGUUCUAAAAAAUCAGAUUUUGAUGUCCAGCGUAAACUUUUCUCCUGAGAAUGGACGAUUGCUUGAAAACACGUUUGCUGUACAAAGCAAGAUCCUGAUGGCUGUCUUUCAAAGUAAAUCACUCUACACUCGGGUGACAAAGGUGGCUAAAAUAGUAUCACCUCUGAGCCUCUAAAGUUACAUCAAACAAGUCCAAUACUUCCUCCCACUCCCUGCUUCAGUUGGUUGUCUAUUGUCUCAAACAAAAGAACUUGACACUUUGAAUUGGAGCCUGUGAUGGAUCGCUUUUGAGGUCAGAAGCCUUUACCGGUGUACUGGUUUCAUCCUAGCCCCGCCGAGCCUCCAGACUUCAUCAGAUACCUCAAACUUGUGUGAAGAUUACGAGGUGUAGAGUUGGACAGCAAGUAAGAGAAAGGUGGUUUGACAACUUGAAUAGGGUGCAUGAGUUUGAAUGCAGUGGGAUUUGUAAUUUCACUUUGGAUUUGUGGAUUUUAGGGAUGAAUUCUUGAAUGUUACUGUUUUGAAGCUGCAGCUAAAUUUAGAAACCCUCACAUCAUGGUAAUGUAGGAAUGCAGAAACUACAGUUCAUCUAAACACACUUCCAUAAACUGUAGUUUAUAAACUGAUAACAUCAGCUAAAUGCUUCAUGUCCAGACAGAAGCAAUGUUCCUUCACUAAAAACAUUGUUCUCUCCUUUUCUCUGCUUUUACCUGCCUGCAGCUGAAAGGGUUCAUUGUCCCUCCACAUCUAUUAUCUAUAGUUAAUAUGAAUAUAUCUUAUCCUGAUUAGGCCCAAGAAUCAAACAAAAGAGCCUCUAUUAUACUUUUAUCACUAACUUUAUCACUAUGGCAUUCACUGCACCAUGAGGGAUGCCUUUCCCACAGAGGAGAAACAAUGGUUAUCAGAUAGGUUUUUGUUCUAAGUUAUUCAGGAAUGCUGGUUAAAUGGACACUGAAACGCCUCCUGCUCAUAUAUAUUUCAUAUUUGACAUAACUGUUUAAUUCUCUGGGAAAUCUCGGUUCAUGAAUGCUCCACAUUCUCGAUUUUUACGCAUACAGGUAUCACUUUCCUGAAACAGAUUCAGUCUUUGAUAGUGGAAAAAAUACUCCACGUUACCUUUAAACCCUCCUCAAAGCAGACUAACCCUGUUUUUUUUUCCAUUUUCCUGCGCCCCACCGCCUCGCAGUAAAGAGGGUCAAGCGCCCAGUUAAAACACACUGUGUAUAAUUUUAUAGGUUUCUCCCAACGGCAAUGCUGGUGCCAGUGUCGAGACGACAAUGCGCGAGCAGCAGUGGCGCGCACAGAUCGGUUUCAGUCUCUGUCAGUCGAGGAUAGGGGCGGAGGAAGCAAACUCAUUAGAAUCCUAUAAAAAGAAAGUAUCCGAGAUCAUAAAACAGCCGGCUGCAGGACUGAAGCGCACACUCUCAUCCAGACAGAGUGAGAGCGUAAACCUCCUGUCAAGUUUCACUCUGCGCCCGAGAGCAUCAGCAUUUUAACAGACUCUCUUCUUCAUUGUUUCCUCUCCACACUGGGCUCUCUGUGUUUUUCAGAUGACUGUGUCGAUGGCAGUCAUUCCUCUAAAUAUCUGAUUUUCAGGAACAAAACCUUGGCUUCAUUCUUACCCUCUCUCUGCUGUUGUCGGGCAAGUGUGGCGCAUGGACACUGACAGGGCGCGCACUUCUCAUUGAGCGGCGUCAUUUCUUUUUGCAUCACAAAGUUAUUCAAGUGGUACAUUUUUUUCUUUUUCUUUUUGAAAUUUUAAUAUUUAUUUCUCCAAGGAUGUUCGUCUUCACCUGGAAUAAAUACUGUGUUGUGAUGUUUCUCGUCGUCACGCUAAAAACGGGUACAUCCCAUGGAUCAGACGCGCGUCCGAAGGCGAACUCCAUCAAGCCGGCUCUUUUGGAGGAGACACCUACACCCGCAACAAACCGCUCUGCCACGGGUCACGGCGGGAGCACCAAGAAAUACAACAUCCUCACACAGGUAAUAUUCAUCAUAUCAUUGUUUACAAACGUAUAAUUGAAAUUAAUUUUACGCACAGCAUGGCACCGGGUUUUAGGAUCAGCGGAGGUGAAACGAACGAUAAUAGAAGGUCAUAAAUACAUAACGAUUCCUUGGGGUGUUAAUUUGUUUUAACAGGCAUCUCACAGAGGAACCUUUUUUAUUUUAUUUUAACUAAAUUACCAGUGUGUCGUUGGGUUGUAAUUGCGCAGAACGUCUCCGAAACGGUGCAGUAUCUCAAGCUGUUUAAGUGAAAUAUCCCAAAACCUUAAGACGCGCUCACUCACGUGUGAAUCGUUAUUGGAAAUUGCAGGGAUUGGACCCCUCAUAAACCCUAAUUGCCUCUCAGACCUGACGCCACCGCCGGGUUCAGAGCACUUCCACAUAAAUCAUUAAUGCCAACAGAAAUGUGAGAAAAAGUUAACACUUGGGGUAAUUUUCUGUCUGGGUCUUAGUGUCAUUAAAGUGGCCCAGACGCUUGCUGGGAUUAUGAUAUUCUUACUGUGGGGCCUCCCAGGGAUACUCUUACCGAGCACUUAAUACCCACUCAAAGAGUUAUCAAUUCCUGCUGUUUCAACAAAGUGCCACAUUUCUAUAGCUUAACUACAAACAUGAGAUCAGACAUGUUUAAGUUUGGGCAAGUUUUGUUUGGACAGAGAGGGACAGCUGUGGACUGUAUGACCAAUUUUUAAUAGGUGACGAAUCAGAGGUCUAUGGUUAAUGUUUGGUGGAAAGGAAAAAAUGAAAUAUCUCAUAAAAUUAUGCUUUGGUUAACUUUUAAAAGAGGACUUGAAGAUGGUAUUUUUUCUGAAAUUUGGCUAAAAUAUUGGUAAAUCAAAUCUGACUGAAAGGCCUUUAUGUGCUGUUGAUGGUCACAUAGUUCUAAAUUAGGAGUCUAAUUAUGUGCAUUGACCGCUCAAAGUAUCUUUCUGAGCAGCAGAUGGCACUGCCACAUCUUAAUCACUUCCACCACUGCAGCAAGCGUCCGCACAUCAGCUCCCCGAGCCAGCUGCUAACUCUGCUCCUGUCUUUUUCUUUCUCCUCCUCACCUCCAUGGCUCUAUCCCUCAGAUUUAACGCUAUGCUUGUGUUUGGCUUGCCCAGCUGUCUGUUUUAUCACUUGCAGCAGUGAUAGUGUUGGAUAUCUGUGAAGUGUUGAGUGUCGAGAGCAGCGCUCCGACAUCCAGCUCAGACAGGAGAAAUUAUGGAAAAGCCACUUUCCCUCCCUGACAGAGUGUGUAGAUCCAACCUCAGGCAACCCUGCCAGACCUCAAUUUGAACGCCUGCUUACAUCUCUGCCAUUGCAAUAAUGUGGAGUGGUUUGGAUGGGGAGACUUAGGGGAAACAAUAUUAGUGUGCACAGACCACUGUACCCUCAGAAAAGUAAAAUGUCAGAGUAUAUUGUAUGGUGUGACCAAAUGAAGAUGGCUAAUAGUACAAAUGUAUGUGUGUCUGUGUUAGUGUGUGUGUGUCUGUGUGUGUGUGCUCUGACUGCCAAGAGGAUUUUCAGAGUCGUAAAGUAACAGCCACAGCUAAGUCUUGGCCAGAUAUACGACUUGACACUGGCAAACGAAACGAACUGACCCUCUGCAUCUCGUCAAACGUUUUCAUUUAUGAGCAGAAUAAAUCAAGGAUAAUAAAUCUUCUUUCCUCAAGACGCUUAAAGGGCUAAAUGUGGUAUAUGCAGAGUUUAGGAUUGACAUCCAGGAAUCUGAAAUUGUUCAAAGUUUGAGUUUUUCAUCAUAAAAAACAGUGCAGCGGUUGCCUUUGUCUGCAUUUGUGAGGCAGAUUACUGCUGGUUAAGGCUUGGGUGUAAGUUUGGAAAAUGGGCACGCUUUGACUCAGAUUUCUCCUCUGGCAUCUGCAGGGAAACCUCAGUGCUGACAUCCUACAAGUAGAUUUAUGUACAAGUUGUCAUGCUGCUGAGUUUGUUACUAUUAGUGAGGGAUAGCUGGCAGAUUUUCGCACCUCUGGAAGAUUCACAGUGGAUGUAGGAUACGAGGGAAUAUGAGCUUGCCAGCGAUGUGAGUGUGAAAAUCUCCAUAAUUCUUCAUGAGGUUUUUUUUUUCAAGCUUUUUUUUUUCUGCAGUCUAAAAGAAAACUGAACGACCCUUUUUCGUAGAGUUAACCCGGCCUCUCAGAGCUGAAAAAAAGCUUUCAAGUUUAGCAAAUUAUUACAGGAAAGGAGUCCAGUUACCCUGUGGAGCAGGAAACAAGGCUGUAAUAUGUUGUUUCAUCCAUGAGAUUGGAAACUCUGCCCAAAAACUUGCUUAUAGGAAGUAUCUGACAGCUUAAUGUGCCUUUAUUUCCUAUUCUUGUAUCCUUUGGCCAUAAGGGCUUAAUCAGUCAUAGACUAACUAGGGUCAGGUUUUGGCUCCCUCAUUGGCGUUAAACCAAGGCAACCUGCUGUGUAUGCUCACAUUCUUUGGCCAAUGUUACGUCACCUUUACUGGUAUGAGAUCGACAAAAUUCAAAUCUUACUUGCCGCUGGUGGUUUCUUGGACGGGGACCAACACAAAUGGUUGGCACAGCCAGGUGGUGAUCCCGCAAGGGCACCAACAGCCAGGCUGGCGUUUACACGGCAUGUGUCUGUAAAACUCUGGUCUGCCUUAACUAGUUGCUUUAUUUAAUUCAGGACAGAGAUUACGAGGGCUGUAAAAGUAGAACCAUGUCCUUCCUCCCUCUUUCUCCUUCAGCAGGAAUCAUUGUUCAGUGAUCCUAAUGAGCUGAGAAAGAAAGAGGAAAGGCAAUGAGAGGUGUGUGUGUGUGUGCUUGUUAGCUGCCUCUGUCGCCUGUCCUGUGGCAUUUCCAGUCUGUUGGCCCCUUGAGGCCCCUGUGAGGGCCCUGCAUUUGGGGUCUCCUGUUUAAACCUUUUUUACUGUUAUUCUACCUGUUAAUGAGAGAAGAGACCCCUUGCACCUCUAAGUCUUCUGGGUUAUUACUUCAACUCCUCGAGCUUUCCCUUUUUCUUUGAAAAGAGCAGCCAUGCGCCUCUCUUUGUGUCUGAUAAAUCAGGUCAACUCACCAUGUAUUCUUAGCUUAUAAAAGGCCGAGCUUUCAGAGACUCUGGGCAGUGGCAGUCAAAAAGACGUGCUCAUAAACACAUGUGUUUUGAGUGAUGAAAGACGCCAAGCUGCGUUUGAAGACAUGGUUUGUACAACUCAGUUGUGCGCAGCCAUCCCUAUGUUAUCUGAUACCGGCUGUCUGUGCUUUCAGGGCAUAUGAAGUUUGUUUAUGGAGUGACAUCGUUUAUUUGACUCCACAAGGCCCCUGCCACUCAUUAACACCAUUCACAGUUUCAGGUUACAUGUGUGAUCUCUGAAGGUCAAGUGCAAUCACGGCACAAAGCUGAAAAAAAGCAGCAAAGAAGUCCUUUCCUUAAGACUUUCACACUUAUUUCUUUUCGUACUGGACAAAAAAAGUGUGUGAAGUUUUUCUAUUUCUCUGGAGUGGAGUUUUUCCAUAAGCCAGGGGGGAGGGUUCAAAGAGAGCAAUAAUAACCUCAGGGGACUGAUAUAAGUAAAAACAUGAGGUUCAAUUCCUCCAACCCUUCCAAUAACUCUUGUACUGUUUCUAAAUUUUAAACCCUCAGACUUAAACUAAGCACAGGAGACAUACCUUAUGUUAUUUUUAAGCAUAACAGGUUCUUCCAUCGAGUUAUAUCAUCACAUUGGAACGAAUCCUUUGAGGUAAAUAAGGGACCCAAAGUCCAUCGGUGGAGGGUUCAAAGCCCUGUAUAUCCUGCGGUAAACCCCUUGGAGAUUGUUGCUCCCGCACAUUUAAGGUUCCUCUUCAAAGCCGAGGCUCUUAACCUGCACGAGAGCAGCACGAGACAGGGCCGGGGGCUUCCCUUAUGGCUCCCUGUCUGUCUCUUCCUUUAUCAUCUCACCAGCAUACCAAGAGAGGCUGCAGAGGACACACUCCACAACCCACUUCCUGGGCAGGAUCCAGGGCUGGGCUUUUAUGUGUUAAGGCUUUCUAGGGAAAAAUAAGGGAGCAACAGAAAUAAAGAUGCGAGAUGAAUGCGAUGCUUCCAAAUGAAGCGCCGACUCUCAGAUGCUGUGAAAGAGGCGUUUUAAAACAUGACAAGAUAAGCCGAGAUUAUCUGCAGAGAUUUGAGCGUCAGGUUCGUCUCGCUGAGUUUCAAAGGGUUGUCUCACAGCUUGAACCAUGAGGGAAAAGGUGAAGCCUGGUGUGCUUCUUUUGUCCUCUACCUGCUCUGCGAUCAAUCCAGGCCUGCUGUCCAGUGAGGCAGACAGAUAUUCAGAGCAGGUAGUAUAAAGCACUACCGCACACGGUCAGACCCAUUUGUCUUCAUAGCAGCACAUUUUUCAUGGCAGGGGAAAAAAGUCCCACAGCACUUGCUUGAAAUUCUCCUCAGACUUUGUUUCCAACAUAUUUCCCUCCUCAGCUGUGAUUAUACCAAUUGUCCAUGGCGAUGUAACUGUUUCUCUGAGUGCACAGAAAACCCCAGAUGAGGCUGAAAUUUCAUCUUGGGAUGAGUAGUUUGCCAAGAAUCCUGAUUGUCUCUCUCCGUGGAGCAAAGUCCAUCAUCUGAAGACUGUAAAAAGUGAUUAAAAGCUCUUGAAAAUCUAUUUAAGAAAGAUUGACUUUCUUGUUGGGAGCGGGAUGAGAAAAUCAUUACUGCUUUAAUGCUUACACACACACACAAAAAAAGAAAACAGAGCUAGAGCUGGGAGACGAUAAGCUUCAUUACAGCUACGCUGGCUUCCAAAGGUUUACCCUCAGGGCCUUUUAUACCUUGUUUCUUUAAUAUUAACACACAAAAACAAACAAAAGUCAAAUGAAAGUUUGGGAAUUUAUGGUUUCAAAAACACAGAAGCACAACGAGACGUCUGAAAAUGACAAAUUACCUUGACUGUGAUACUUCGCCUGUUUCUUGAUCGGCCAAAAGUUAGUUGGAUUCAGCCUUUACAACACAACGCCUGUCGUCCUCAUGCAUCUUUAGAAACCAAUGAGUGAAAUCACUAAGUAUGUUCACGUUUUACACUGUUUAUGAAUCACCCCUCACACUCCCCCAACUGAUUUCUUUUUACUGCUUUUGCCAAAGGCCUUACAUUUGCCAAGAAGAAGAUAACAAUAGUGUUUUUGAUGAAUGCUAUUUGACAUCUUCUAUUCAAGAAAAGAAAAGGUUGUGUUGUUAAACUCUGCUGGAGGCUGGGAAAUAUUUUUAAAAGACAUACAAACACAGGUUUUUUUAUUUAGUGAGUGGCCAUGUGAAAUGUACCAGUUAGAAGAUGGAGAAAGGAUUUUUUUUUUUUUGUGAAUAAUAGAGUGGACAUUUUUGAUAGCCUAAAGUUGACAAAUAAACCAUCAUACUUAUCAUGCAUCACCUUGAAAAACUACUGUCACCUCAUCAGCGGGAAGGGAGGGAGGGUUUUAUUCAAGAAUCUGGCCACUAAAUAUUCCCAUUUCUACACUUUGUACCUUUAAGUCAUUACGCUAAAAGAAAAUAAUUUAUUUCUGGCUCUCUCUCCAUGCACACACAUUUUCUGAAGGGCCCUAAAAGUUGUGAACUUGCAAGAGAGGCAAAAAUAUGUAACUUGACUGGUUGCGAAGCAGUCACCAUGAUGUGUAAACUGGUUUUCCUGCAUAUAGUCGGUGGUUUGCACUUAAAAACAAACAAACAAAAAAGUCUCUUUAAUAUCUUGCGAUCGGUUCUCAACACAGUAGAAAUUAAGGAAUAUUCAGAAUCCAUCAAACAUGAGGGCUUUGUUUAUUCCAUCAACACAUUAAGCAUCUGCAUUUUUUGACUCUGUCAUGAUGAUUAAUGAGUAUUUGGUUAAAUAUUCGUUCUCAUUUUUUAUGUGUGUAUCAUUAUCUCCAUGUGUUUCCAGCCUGAGAAUGUCUGUAUGGCAUCAGUCCAACAUGUCAAAUCUUACUCACUCUCCGGAGCAGCAGAACAUCAAGUAACAACAUCUAAUGCACUGAAAUACUGAUGCUGUUGUGAGUUGAUUUGAACAUGUGGUGUACAUUCAGAUAUGCCUGUACUCAAGAGUGUGGCCGCCCCUCUCAGCUGACCUUUGUACCCCAGAUGGAGUUUGCUAUUUAUUAUGGUUAUAAUGACUUUAUUCUGUUUUAACCUCUCUCUUGUUCAUUGAAAUGUUUACUGUUCCAUGUUUAGCAGUGGUAAGCCACAAUAAAUCAGAUCUGUCAGUGCAGUGCCAGUUCAAUGUGGUUGUGGUGCUGGUGGUGGUGGUGUGCCAGCCAAACAUGUUGUUCUAAUGUCAGUCUUCACUGGACAGAAUUUACUCAGACUUCAUCUCCUGCUUAUUUUUUCUUUAAGUUCAGCUCGGUGUUGUAAUACGGAUUUCCUAACAUCAGAUAGUAGAGCGUAAAAUAAGAUAAAGAUGUGUACGAGUAGAGAAACACUGCUCUGACCUUCAUGGAGUCUUGUCCAGCUGAUGUAGACAUGUGAUGGAGAAUUGAUGCUUUCCUGCAGCUGCUUAAAAUGUCCCUCUCCCUCUUGAUGAGGUCUGCACACAUUUGUGACAUUAUUUCAUUUGUCAGUGGAGCUCAUUUGAUUUUGAGAAACAAUUUAUGUAGAACUUCUUUGCUCCUGCUCCAAGUCUAACAGCGGCAGGACUUGCAUGUGUAAGGAAUUAUAUCAAGACAGCGGUUCCAGUAAAACUUCCCGUUGCUGCACACACUUGUUAUGGAAAAAGUAAACUUGGCCUUAAUUGUACUUCUCACUGCUGUGGACUGAGGAUGCAAUGUUUGUUAAGGUCGUGGUUUUUCUCUAGUGGUCAUUUUAGUCCACUUCUGGAAAGGUGUGCUUUGCAAGACAACAGGACAAAAUGUCCCAGACUUCGAUGUAACAACAAAAUCUACUUAGGCAGAAGAAAUGCAAAACUGACAAAGAGGUGUCUUGAUUGAUUUAUAGUUUCAUCUCCAAUGAGAUUAGAUGACUUAAAAGAGCCUGAACACAUCGAGGGAAACUUUUUUUCCCACUCGGAACUUCAAAUAAGUUAUUUUUUUUUUUUUAGCUCUUGGAAAUCUGCGGAAACGAACUACACCUCUGAGAUAUGCUAAUGCCUGCAACAUACUGAUCAGUAAAACUUGGAAAUUUUAACUUAAUCUUUGAGUAUUUUAUAUUUAUUUAUGCUGCUAAGACUUUUAUAAACUAUCUCAAUAGGUGAGGUUUGGUUUGAUAUCUGUAUUUAUAUCUAGAAAACUCAUACAAGUAAAUUUAAAACUUUCUUAGUGCCCUAAAUAUUCAAAGCUUACAUUAUCUGUUUUUUUUUAGUUAGAGGUCAGAAUUGUAUCUCUGUUGUUUGUGACUUUAUCUCACUUUAAGCUGAGACUUUAUUCGAGUCUUGAUGCAGCUGCAGUUUUUUUCACAGAAGUCAGACCAUUACGUUUUGUUAUGUCGUGAUCCAAGAACUCAUUUGGAUGAGAAGGUUUGGUCGUGUUGGGCUCUGCCCUCUCAUUUUCUGGUCUUAUAAGAUUUCUACUCUGAACAUGACACGAGUUUUAUUUGGCUUGUUAACUGCAACAGUUUAAAUUUUGCAACCUCAGGUGCGUGGUGCAAAUGUGGUCUGUUGGGGGGAAUUAAAAAGAUUACAGUCAUGGUGUGAGGUCUGGGUAGAGGGGUUACGAAUUUUCAUUGCCUAUGUUUCUGUGUGGUAGGUACAGAAUUACAACAAUAAAAUUAAUGCUGAAUUUGAUCAAAUUCAAUUGGAGGAGAAAAUAUAUUCAUCCACAGUAAAGCCUCUAAAAAUGAAUCGAUGGUUACACCCUAGAACAUGCACAUUAGAUGUAUCUGAGCGUCUGGACAAUGCAAAGAUUUGCUUCAGCUCUGUUCUUCAGAGCAUUUGUUCUGUGCAACUUGUUAAAAAUUAUGUCAUAUCAAUGCAAAGUUAUGCAAUGAACCAUAUUUAGCUGGAAGUUUAACCCACUGAGCUUACAAAGUGCCUGAGUUAGUCUGCCAUCACUUAGAUAAGCUUACCUUAAUUGGGCCUUUCAUAAGGGCUGUUUACAAAUCCAACAUAGAAUCCAUUCUCACCUUUAAUAUCAUAACCUUGUUCACCCUCAUCACUGUCAGAAACAAAUCAAAGCUUUCCCUGAUAUUCACCAAACAAACAAAGUAACUCGUAAACAUAAACUAGCAGUUAAAAGGAAAGCCAAAGUCAUUACAGGCGACCCCACUCACCUCCUGCAUCCGUCCUUCCAGAUCCUCUCAUCAGGCUACACAUAUGAAGUCCACAAAAACUUGUUAACUAUCACUGCAAUACAUAUCAUAAAUAAAUAGGUUAAUACAACAAUAACUUAUGACCUACUCUCUUAACAUCCAAAUGUCAUUUGCACUUUUAAUCUUGAUUCAUAAUUGUCCCGGUAAUGUCUUUUAUUCCUGCUUUGGGAAAAUGUUUCUAUUGUGUUGUUUGUUGCACCGCAUUGAGUCAUGCCAAAGACAAUUUUCUCAGCAGAUGAUAAAGUUUUUUGAAUCGAAGUCUAAAUCCUAGUAAACAUGUUUUUGCAAUUCAAUAUCUUUCAUAAAUCCAGUAAAUGUGUUUUUACUCACAGAGUGAACGAAUUGUUAUCCUCAACAGGUCUACCCAUGCAGCAAUGACAAGGAGUGCAGUGUAGGAAGCUACUGCCACAGCCCUCAACAGGCUCCGUCUCGCUGUCUCACCUGCCGCAGGAGGAAGAGGCGCUGCCAUCGGGAUGCCAUGUGCUGUCCUGGGAACCGCUGCAAUAACUGUACGUACAUCAAAUCAAAACCAACAGUUUCACUUAUGCUGAUACUAUGUGAAUGGAUCAGAAAUAUUAACAGUUACUCAAGGAUUUGACACAGUAUGCAUGGGUUGGCGGUGUUUUCUGUCUUGUUUGACCUUCCUAUUUUUCUCUUUUCUCCUUUCUCUCUCGUCUGCAGAUAUUUGUGUCCCUAUCUCAGAGAGUGUGCUCUCGCCUCACCUCACAGCUCUAGAUGAGCACAACAAACUCUCCACCAAAGAGCACAACUGGAGGAAGAGUGGGAAAGCACAUGCUAAACAUUCUCUGAAGGGUAAAAUUUGAUCUCUCAUUUCUGAGUGUAUGCAUAAAACAUGUUCACUGGAUCACAAGAAACUAGCACAUUUGAUUUUCUUUCAUCUUUUUCUCUUGUCAUCCUCUUUGAAUCGAGUUCGGGUAGCUCAGUCUCUCCGUUGUUCACUCUCUGCAAGUCCUACUGAGUUCAUGGGCAACACCAGUCCACAAACUAUGUUGAUAAUUACACCUCUGCUCAUAUGUCAGUGUCUGUGGGCCCAAAAUCACAGCAUGGGGAACCACAAUGCCUGUGCUGUUUCUGCACCUACAUAAAGCCAUACAAACACUCUCAUUGACAGCACACAUUAUACGAUACACAAGUGAAAACCACAGAAUGCAGGUUUGGCACCAUUAUGGCUGAUGACUCUCAGAGCCCCCCUGCUUAGUGUUCAUGUCACCUGAUUUAAAGUCAAUGUAAGGGCCUCUAUAUAAAGCAAUGCAUUUAAUGAGACAAUAAAACUCCUCAAGUCUAAAAGCACCCUGAAGACAGAAGACUGUAAUACUAAAAUCAAUGUGAGGUAGCAGCACUGCUUCAGGAGCUAUAAAUAAGACCACUGACUUUUAUGUAUGUUUAACUUACUCCCUCUCCUCGAAGAAUAUGUAUUAAAAUGUCUGCCUUCAGGUCGCAGCGUUGUGAAAAAUGCUCCGUGAGAGUCAGAGGUGUUUAAGAGAUCCACGAGCACUCUCUCUCUAAGCAGCCUAUUAUUAUCUUCAUAGUUAGAAUUUAAUUUCAUGAAACUAUUCAUACAUUUGGCAAGUGGUGACACAUUGUAAAAAUGUUUUAGAGGAAAAAAUCUGCGUAACUAAAUCAAACUAAUACUGCGUUCAUGUAAUUCUUGCAAAGUUCUGCCAAGACGAUCAGCCUCAGACCAGAUGGGACGAUACGGUUAAUACGCAGAAUUAGCAAAUUGUUAGUUUGAUUUACAUUAAAUACUUCAUGGAUUUUUUUUUGUCCCUGAGGGCCGCAUAGAAUGCAAUCUGAACGGAAACAUGAAGAAUGGUUCGCAUUAAGUUAGCCGUAUGGAAAACAUAAUGGCUUGAUGAACUCUAAUAACACAUUCCCUUUGCUUCGUUUCAUUGGAGAACUAAAACUCUGAGAUGCUGGAUGGUUUAUAAUUUCACACACUCUUUUAUGUCCCUGAUGUUGUAUUCGUUUCUGUUUUUCAACACAGAAAUGCAAACUUAAUGUACUGUUUGGAGAUGUACUGUAAUCAGACUUACCCUUGAUCAGAACUGUUUCUCAUCUCUCUCGAUCAGGCCAUGAAGGGGACCCUUGCCUGCGCUCAUCCGACUGCUCAGAGGGCUACUGCUGUGCUCGCCAUUUCUGGACCAAAAUCUGCAAGCCAGUGCUGCGGCAGGGUGAGGUGUGCACCAAGCAGAGGAAGAAAGGCUCUCACGGCUUGGAAAUCUUCCAGCGCUGCGACUGUGCCAAGGGCCUUUCCUGCAAGGUGUGGAAAGACGCCACCUCAUCGUCCAAGUCCAGGCUCCAUAUGUGCCAGAAGAUCUGAAGCAGAGGCAGCUGCUGUCGGCGUCCAGGCCUCAGUCUCCAUCUGCCAGGGAAAGUUUUUUUUUUGUAAAGGAUGGGUUGUGGCUGUAUUGAAAGGAGUAAAAGACAAAGACUAACAAGAGACAGAUCAGACUGCGUGGGUUCAAGCUCGCUUUUCGGCAAGCGGCGAACAAAGGGGGUUUGCUUUUAUGUGCCUGCUGUGCGUGGUCCAUCCUUGCAUCGACAUACAAACAUGUACCCCGCAUACACACGCACACACACUGCUCAUGAGUCUGUGAAUGUCAGUAAUCUUAUAGUUUCCUUACUCAUGACUGGUACCAAACCUUUUGCAUUCUCAAGACAUUCAGGGAGCCACAAAGAUAGUCGAUGUAUGUCGUGAUAGGUGUGGACUUUUCCUAGAUGGAGGUAAUAGAAGUAGCGCUCUUUCAUCAAGCUUUAGCUUAUAACAACACAACUAUUUACAAACAAGCCAUAUUUCUAUUUACCGCACGGAAAAAACUCUUUACUGAAGUCCAGAGGAGAAUCCGUUUUCUGUCAUGAUGUUGUUGUCUGCUUUGUUAAAAUGCAAUAUCUCAUUCUUCUUGUUGUUUGUCAUAAGUCUUAAAGAUUUCAGUCAUGUUACAUCAGACAUUUACGACCGGUAACAAUGUCCAGACCCAUCACAGACCAGCUAUAUUAUUCAAGGAAUUAAUUGCAUAAACAGUUUACUCCAGAGCUUGGCUUGUGUACUGUAGCAACAUCCGGAGAGUACAAAAAAUUCUCCUAAACCAAAGAAUGAAAGAACAUGUAGAUCAGAGCGAUGAGUUUCAUCUGGGACAUUAGCUCCUAAGUCAAUUUUUAGCCACAAGAAGAGAGAUAAAGCGCUGUGUCCGUUGUGGGAGCCUCGUUUGAUCUGUCAGAUACAGCUGCAGUCUAUUGUGAUACAACUGUGUGGGUUCAUACAGUUUGAGCUGAGGUGCUGCUCCGCUGCAGACUCUGUGGUUCUGAUACCAGACUGAAAAUGGUUCUGGCUGGAAGGAUAGGUUGGAAGUGCAAUUUAUUUUCUAUUGACAACUCCAGUAGGAAUACAACACAGGAAGAUGGAUUUGAGUUACCCUAACACCCCAUAAAGCUUGUUUUCAAAGAGAAUUCCACUUUGAAUCGAGAUUUUUCUUGUCAGACAUGAAUGUGUACUCUCCUCUCAUGAAACAAUACGCAGUUGUUCUUGAGGUCCAGCAAUGCCUUCUUUCAGUACAACCUCUCUGAACAAAGUACAUAUAAUGGCACGGUUUCCUCUCUUUGCUUUUAAUGGUUUUAAAGCAUCAAAUACACAUAUUUUGUACCCAUACAAAGCGUCAAUAAGCUCUUAUAUGUAAAUAGAUUGAAAACAAUGUAAGUGUAUUUAAGAGUCAGUGUAUAUCAUGUACAUACAAUGAAAAAUAUGAUGAAUCUUAAAGGUUUCAGUAAAUGAUAUAGGUGAGAAGAGUAAUGAGGGGUGAAAUUCAGAACAAUGUAGUGAAAAUGGAAAAAGCAGAGUGUACGCAGAAGGAAGUAGGAAUACUAGAUAGUUUGCAGACUAGAUGCAUUAAAAGGGAACGCCAAAAGCAGAGACAAGCACAUUAAUUUCCAAAACAGUUUGUGUAAAUGGUGUGUAAAUGGUGUCAAGAUUUAUAUCCCAAUAAAUAUUGUUCUUUUGUUUAUACUUUGCAUUGAUUUGUUUUGUGUAUUUACUAUGAUGAAUGAAUAAUGAAAGAAUAAAGAAUGUAUUUUGUAUCA